AUGGAAGCUAGCAAAUAUUGCCAACGGAAAUCGAACAGUUUGGACUACCAAAUAAAGAUGGCUUUUGGUGCUUUCUCCUGCCUUGUUCUCGUUGCAUUUCUCUUUGCCAAGACUGUGGUGGCAGAAGGUAGAAGGCUCAGCCUUGGCCAAUGUGAACUCAACAGUGUAUCUUUCAGAGAAUUAAGGGACAACUUUGAUGCAAUUAAAGAAAACGUACAAACCCAAGAUAUCAGGACAGAUGUGAUUUUACUGAAGGAAAGUGUCCUACGGGAAGUUCCAAUGUCAGAGAGUUGCUGCUUACUCCGCCACCUGCUGCGGUUUUACGUUGAAAGCAUUUUCAAGCACUAUGAACCAACAAGUAACCUGCUAAGAAGGAAAACUAGCACUUUAGCCAACGCCUUCCUCAGCAUCAAGGCAAAACUCAGAGAAUGUCAUAAUCAGAACAAAUGUUCUUGUGGAGAAGAGACUAACAGAAGAUUUAAACUUGUACUGGAUGAAUAUCAAAAGCUUGACAAGACUACAGCAGCAAUCAAAGCUCUGGGAGAGAUGGAUGUUCUCUUCGCCUGGAUGGAAGGCUUCUAG
This is a messenger RNA of Anolis carolinensis (green anole), 582 nucleotides long. Its product is annotated as interleukin-20-like. The record is from RefSeq and is a predicted model, not a curated record. Bases 1 to 582 code for a protein of 193 amino acids. NCBI's taxonomy places the organism in Eukaryota, Metazoa, Chordata, Lepidosauria, Squamata, Anolidae. The transcript has 6 exons.